Messenger RNA from Amorphotheca resinae ATCC 22711, 1302 nucleotides. RefSeq lists its product as hypothetical. Gene Ontology annotation, cellular component: cytoplasm; nucleus. Gene Ontology annotation, biological process: cellular response to oxidative stress; stress-activated MAPK cascade; protein phosphorylation. Bases 180 to 1220 code for a protein of 346 amino acids. Gene Ontology annotation, molecular function: ATP binding; MAP kinase activity. The record is from RefSeq and is a predicted model, not a curated record. The transcript is spliced from 8 exons. Lineage: Eukaryota; Fungi; Ascomycota; Leotiomycetes; Helotiales; Amorphothecaceae.
UCCCUCCCUCCUUUCCAAUCCUCGUCCCAGCUUGUUGGCCCCCCUUGGACCAUCCAGAGACAGUUCAUUCAACCCGCCUUUUCUCUCGCCUCUUAUCCAAAACCAAAACCAAAACCGAAAAACAACACUUCAUCCCAUCUCCCCUCCAAUUCCAGUCCUUCAUUCCCCCCCCCCCCAUCAUGGCCGAAUUCGUGCGAGCCCAGAUCUUCGGCACCACCUUCGAGAUCACCUCCAGAUACUCGGAUCUUCAGCCUGUGGGCAUGGGCGCAUUUGGUCUUGUCUGCUCCGCCAAAGAUCAACUCACCGGUCAGAAUGUCGCCGUUAAGAAGAUCAUGAAGCCCUUCAGCACCCCCGUCUUGUCUAAGAGGACGUAUCGCGAGCUGAAGCUUCUGAAGCACUUGAAGCAUGAGAACGUCAUCUCACUCAGCGACAUCUUCAUUUCUCCCCUCGAGGAUAUCUACUUCGUUACCGAACUCCUGGGCACUGAUUUGCACCGUCUCCUCACCUCAAGACCCCUCGAGAAGCAGUUCAUACAAUAUUUCCUCUACCAGAUCCUGCGUGGCUUGAAAUAUGUUCACUCCGCAGGCGUCGUCCAUCGCGAUCUCAAGCCCAGCAACAUCCUGGUCAAUGAGAACUGCGACCUCAAGAUCUGCGACUUCGGCCUCGCGCGCAUCCAAGAUCCCCAGAUGACCGGAUACGUCUCGACGAGAUACUACAGGGCUCCCGAGAUCAUGCUCACAUGGCAGAAGUACGACGUGGAGGUGGAUAUCUGGAGCGCCGGUUGUAUCUUCGCAGAGAUGCUGGAGGGCAAGCCUCUGUUCCCAGGGAAGGACCACGUCAACCAAUUCUCCAUCAUCACCGAGCUUCUGGGAACCCCGCCGGAUGAUGUGAUUCACACGAUCGCCAGCGAGAAUACCUUGAGAUUCGUCCAAUCCCUCCCCAAGCGCGAACGCCAGCCAUUAAAGGACAAGUUUAAGAAUGCUGAUCCUUUGGCGAUCGAUCUCCUCGAAGAGAUGCUUGUGUUCGACCCCCGAAAGCGUGUCAAGGCAGCCGAUGCCCUCGCACACGAAUACCUUGCCCCGUACCACGACCCCACGGAUGAGCCAGUCGCGGAGGAGAAGUUCGACUGGUCGUUUAAUGAUGCGGAUCUCCCGGUGGAUACGUGGAAAAUCAUGAUGUACGAACAACUUUACGCUUGCGACCCAGAAGCCGAGGUUUAAAAGGCGCAGUGCAGUUGCUUUGCGCACCUUGUCCUUCGAGCUCAUCGGCAAAAGGAGAGAGAGCGUGACUAACUGGUAUGUU